Molecule: messenger RNA, 321 nt
Organism: Sorex fumeus (smoky shrew)
Lineage: Eukaryota; Metazoa; Chordata; Mammalia; Eulipotyphla; Soricidae
Product: 60S ribosomal protein L27-like
Exons: 1
Coding region: 1-321 (106 amino acids)
Biological process (GO): translation
Cellular component (GO): ribosome; cytosolic large ribosomal subunit
Molecular function (GO): structural constituent of ribosome
Source: RefSeq, a predicted model, not a curated record
AUGAGAUUGUUCAUGAAACCAUGGAAUGUGGUGCUGAUCCUUGUCAGAUGCUACUUAGGACACAAAGCUAUAACCAUAAAGAACGUUGCUGAUGGCACCUCAGACUGCCCCCACAGCCAUGCCCUGGUGGCUGGAAUUGAUCACUAUCCCUGCAAAGUGACAGCUGCCACGGGCAAGAAGAAAAUCACCAAAAGGUUCAAGAUCAAGUCUUCUGUGAAAGUUUAUAAGUAUAGUCACCUCAUGCUCAAAAGGUAUACUGUGGACAUCCUCUUGGACAAAAUCAUCCUCAACAAGGAUGUCUUCAGAGACCCAGCUCUUUAA